AUGGACGAAUUAAAGGAUGAUGAUAUCGAUGAAUCCAUGCGUGAGGAGGCUGCUUAUCGUAAAGAAUUUGAGCCUGUACCACCAUGGAAACGUGAGAAUAUUCCAGACUAUGGACCGUUACAGGAUCAUCAUCAUGUCGUCUUCUUUUUUAUUGUCGGCAUCGCAUGUACAAUCUUGUAUGAAAGUACGGACUAUUUCAACGAAAUCCAUCGAUGGUUGGCGUAUAUUGCGAUUUGGUUUCCAAUGUGGUUUCGUCUGCUUGGACGUGUAUCACCUGCAUUGACUGAUGAAGAGCUGGAUGCGAAAGAACGACGUGAGUUUGUGAAAGAACUGCAGAGAAUUGCAGAGGCAAAGGAUGAGAUUGACAAUUGA
Peronospora belbahrii is the source of this 372-nucleotide messenger RNA. The record is from the annotation of a GenBank genome assembly. Lineage: Eukaryota; Oomycota; Peronosporomycetes; Peronosporales; Peronosporaceae.